Micropterus dolomieu (smallmouth bass) is the source of this 3867-nucleotide messenger RNA. RefSeq names its product rhomboid, veinlet-like 3 (Drosophila) (gene rhbdl3). Gene Ontology annotation, cellular component: membrane. The record is from RefSeq and is a predicted model, not a curated record. Bases 768 to 2012 code for a protein of 414 amino acids. Lineage: Eukaryota; Metazoa; Chordata; Actinopteri; Centrarchiformes; Centrarchidae. The transcript has 10 exons. Gene Ontology annotation, molecular function: serine-type endopeptidase activity; calcium ion binding.
AGAGUCCCCGCGUCUCCUGGAGCUGAACCAACCUUCCCUGCGGAGGCGGUCGGUGUGUUCCUCCCCAACUCUCUGAGGCUUCCUCUCGGCACGCGGCAGAAGGAGCAGACGGAUGUCCCAGCGCUGCGCCGCCGACCGGCAGAAAGCAGCGUGCCAGGUAUCAUGACGCACCCAAAAAACCGGGCACUUGCUUGGACUUCUCUCUUCGGGUCUGCCGUGUGAUGUGAUUGUGCCCACGCUGUUUAAUCGAGUUUCACCUGAUCCCCUGGACGGAGCCAUACGAGAUUUAUGGAUCUCCGCUCCGCUGCUGCCUCUGCUGAGUAGCAUCUCUCAAAGUGAGAAGACUUGCUCUGCAUGUGUGCGUCCGCCGCUUCACAAACUUGGACCGCUGCCUCUGUUCGUGGCGAACAACAUCCAGCUCUGCAAACCUCCGUCACUGCACACUACAAACGGACUUUAUAGCCCAGAACUUUUACUAAACUUUCACCAAAUCAACUUUUCCUCUGCGGAUGAAGAUUUGAUUGUCCGAGUCUAUGUUGAAGUGUGCUGGGAAUAACUGGUGUACGCACGCCUCUUACAUGUGUGUCAUCUCACCUGCACUCAUUUGACCGUCUAAAAAUACAAGAAAGAUCCGACUUAAAGGGACGCACAGCAUGAUACACAGCGCCCUUGCCUUCCGCUGUUGCUGACGCACAUAGGUAGCGAAAAUUGGCUGUAAACUAUGGGGAGUCAUUCCUGAGGAUUGAGUCGCAGCUCUCCGCGGGUGUAUGGAGAAGAGCAGCCCGAGGAUGACGGGCGGGCCCCGGGAGACGCCGGUAAACUCCUCUCCGGCGGUGGCAGCCAACGCGGAGGGUGAGGAGAUCGAGGUUUUGGAAAGCACCGACGUCCUCCCCGUGGCUCAAGAGGACCAAUGGAAGGCUCUGUUUGACAAGUAUGACCCAGAGAAUUCGGGCUUCAUCAGUACGGAGCGUUUCAGGGACCUGCUGGCGACCCAUGGUUCAGAGCUUGAUCCCCACAAACUGGAAGUCCUCUUGGCCCUCGCUGAUGGUAACGCUGAUGGAAAGAUCUGCUACCAAGACUUUGUCAACCUGAUGAGUAACAAGCGCUCCAACAGUUUCCGGAGGGCCAUUUUGCAGGGGAGCCGGCAGCUAAAAGGCUGCAGUCUUAGAGAUGAGGUUGGCUUGGGGCUGUCUCAACGGCUGGUCCGACACGUCGCCUAUGAGACACUGCCUCGCGAGGUUGACCGCAAGUGGUACUUUGACAGUUACACCUACUGCCCCCCUCCCUGGCUCAUCCUGGCUAUCACCAUUGCUGAGGUAGCCGUGUUCAUGUAUUAUGGGUUCCAGCUAGACCGCUUGGUCCUGCAGGUGUCCAGCCCAUCCUUUCUAAAAAGCCCCUUACCUUACCACCCCCAGCUACGAGCCCAAGCGUGGAGGUACCUCAGCUACAUUUUCAUGCACACUGGGAUUGAACACUUGAGUCUGAACAUGGCCAUGCAGCUGCUGGUGGGAGUCCCUCUAGAAAUGGUCCACGGAGCCCUGCGGAUCGGACUGAUCUACGUGUGUGGUGUGCUGGCAGGCUCUCUGGCAGUAUCGGUCACCGAUAUGACGGCUCCUGUUGUCGGGUCAUCUGGUGGAGUGUACGCUCUGGUCUCAGCACAUUUGGCCAAUGUAGUAAUGAAUUGGUCGGGAAUGAAGUGUCAGUUUAAGUUAUUCCGGAUGGCCAUGGCUCUGGUUUGCAUGAGUGUAGAGUUUGGCCGGGCCGUGUGGCUGAGGUUCUACCCUCCGGCCUUUCCUCCUUGCCCCAAUCCCAGUUUUGUAGCUCACCUGGGAGGAGUGGUGGUUGGUCUGACGCUGGGUGUGGUGGUGCUGCAGAACUACGAGCAGCGACUCCAGGAGCAGUCCCUGUUUUGGAUAUUCUUCUGUGUCUAUACCCUGUUUGUGGUCUGUGCUGUCUUCUGGAACAUCUUCGCCUACAGCUUGCUUGAUGUGCGACUGCCCCCGCCACCAUGACUUGCUUAUUAGAGCCAGACAAGACCCUGUAUCCCCUUUAUUGCUCCACUGACAGAUGCCUCACCAACAGGAAGGAUGAGUCAGCCCUUAUAUCCUGAGGUUUGUUGUGGGUUGAUCAGAGUCAUCUGACAGCCACCGUCCUACAUCCAGCGCUCUGAUGCAGGGAGGCUCCUGACAUGCAGCAGCCCUUGCUAUCCAUCUGCCUACCAGCUACCUUCUGGGUUAAGCCUUACCAUUGUUGUUCCCGCUUACCAUGCCAGCUAACCUCCACCUCUUUGCUCUUUUACUACAUCUCUGUUUUACGUUUGUCUCAAGAGUAUCAGCCAGUUGGACAUUUGUUGACAACACUGUAUUGACAAAUGAGAAGCCUCGGAUCUAACACAGCAAAAACAGUCCUGUCCACAUUGCUUAACCUUCUCUGCCUCUUCCGCCUCAAUCCAACGGUGCCUUCUCAUGGAGACGUCAGCCUGAUGAAAGUAUUUCUGCACAGUUGCCUCUUGUGUAGGGUGACAGCAGUAAAACCCUGCAGUAUAAACGGUUUUCCAGGCAGAGAGAAGUUCAUGAAAAUCCUGUGAUCUGCCUGCCUCCAUCAGUACUGUUCAUCAGUAAAUGAACAAUAAGGUCAUUAGAGAAUUUAGGCUUAGUUGGUAUUUUGUCAUCAUUACAAGCGACUCAUACACACAAAAGGUUUAGAUUAACCAGAAAGUAGGAUAUAGAGAGAGCACAUAGUGUAUAGGCUACAGCAACCUUCAUAUAUUAUCAUGAAUUUACCUUUGUAGGAAAGUGUGGGUUACUAUUCAGUGUUGCCUUGAGCAAUUGGCACUUCCCCAGAGAAGGAUUUAUUUGUGUUCAGCGCUAUUUGAACUUGUGUCUUUUUGCGUGUGCGACAAUUGUACCAUUGUGUGUACAGAUAAAAAAGAAGCAGAAGUGCCAUUCAGACUUUAAGCUUUCCAAAAUGAUGCCAAAACAUUGCUACAAGCAGUAGGGGAAGAGUGCAUCCCCUGGCAAGAAUUUGUGUAAGAAAAAUUAAUCUAAUUUUGAUUGUAAGGAAUCGUUGGAAUGUAACAAAUAAUGUUCACGAAGAAUCUCUUGCUGACACAGAAAAAUUGUAGUUAUUUUGUUGUCCCCUCUGGGCAUUUGCAGUGAUUUUUACAAUGGUUGAAAAUUGUGAAGAAGUGACAGAAGUUUAUUUAAUGAUUGGCAAGGUGGUGAAUUAAGGAAAGUGGGAUUAGGCUAAUUCACCGCUGAAAACAUUCAUCGAUGGAGACAUCCGGGCCGUUCGGAAUAAAUCUAGUCUUUUUUCUGAUUACCAAUUGAGAAGAGCACACAUGCCUGACCUCAACUACAUUCGGGCUGGGGACGUUUUACUCUCAUACAGGAGGCAGUGGGGGAAAAUAACUAAAUCAAUACUCUCUCAUUAGUUUCUGUCACAAAUGAAAUUGCUAAUUGAUUGAACUGGGAUAGAAAACAACCCCAGCCCUCAGCUGUGUCUGAAACUGUACUGUACUUUAACCUCAUGUUACGCUGGUAACUGCUUCGCACAAACAUUAUUAUAAUGUAAUUAUACACAGAUUAAUAUUUUAACAUGCAUUUGCUGUUGAUUUUGUUUUAACUUGGUGAUUAUGGUAUGUUGUGUAAAUUGUUUGGUUGGUCUGCAUUGUGAUAUGUUAGUUAUAUCCUGUAUGUAUCCUAUUUAAACACUUGGUAAAGAUGGCCUGGGAUUGUAUAUAAUAAGGGCUACUGCAGAAAACUGUGUGAGGGGCAAAUUGCUGAAAAUAUUUUAACAUUGUGCAUAUUUUGUAGAUUUGAUAUGUACAUAGCGAAGUACAUUAAACUUUUUUAUACAGAAACAAAA